GGGAGGGAUAGUGAAAAAGACUAGAAGGGAAGAGACUCUUAUGAGACUCUCUUAUUCCUGGGAGCAACUGUGACAGGUCUCGUGAAAGGAUCUUUGGUACGUUUGCUUUGUGAGCAAGCAAACAAUGGUGGAUGUCUUUUCUUGCUCUCAGCAGCUGUGAGAAGAGGAGGGCUGCAUAUUCAGGCAAGGGCUCACUGAGGCUGCACUGCGCAAAGAUGGGAGCAGCUAUGACAAUGGAGCUUUUUCAGCAGCUUGGAUCUUAAAGGGGAGAAUUGCAGAAUUUGGCAAAAGGGGUAGGAAGACUGUAGUCUGUUAGUCUCUCUUCGGAAAAAGGUAAGAAUUUAUGUGAAGGCAGAUGUGACUACAGACUGAGCCCAUGGCAUCAGGGCAGCCCGUUUCCACACACCUUACAGGGUCUAUGUCCACUGGAGUGGCUCAGAUGCCCCAGGAGGAAGAGGAGGAUGAAGAAGAUGAGGAGCAGGGUGAGAAAUUUGAGUUUGGCAGUGUUAGUGACGAAGACGAGCACAAUGCGGCAGGAAGCACUGGAGGAAGUGAGGAUUUAGGACUUUCCCUUGCUGGAGCUGGGCUUCCAGAAAUGUCUGGGAAGGACAUCUUGGCCACAAAUAAGCUUUACAGUGAAGCAAAGAAGAACGUCUCAGUGCUUCAUUGUCAGGAAAUUAAUGGAGGGACCUCUGCUGGUCAAGAGGACCAAACCAUUCCUCAUCAUUCACACAUUUCACACCCAGAUAUGGUAGCCAGACAGUCUCCUGAUGGGAGUUUGGUUUCAGCUGAACAACAAGUCACUGCUAACACGCAGGCUGCAUGGAAAAAAAACACCAUAUUUGAAGAAAAACUCGAUGUUGAAGUUAAGGGGAACUUGCCCUCGCCCCUCCCAGAGGUGGACCUAGCUCCUUCUCAUGAAUCAGAGGUGAUCUAUGAUGAUGUCCCAUGUGAGAACAGCAUCUCUUCUGACACAGGUGAUGAUCUGAUCUAUGAGGAUGUACAGAGGCCCGAUGAGUCAGCAGUGAUACUGGAUAAUGGCUGGAGCUCCAGCGAGUUUGAGAGUUACGAUGACCAGUCGGACACCGAGACCAAGCUGCCAACCCGCAGCAAGAUUCCUCCAGAUGUAAGGCGCCUAAAGGAGCGUUGUGUCCGGACCAAGCGUGAACUGGCCAUGCGCUUAGGGGCUCGAGACGUCAGCCAGAUCAAACAGACCUAUGACAUCAAGGUUCAGCAGCUCAUGAAAGCUGCUCGGAGUGGCACUAAAGAUGGACUGGAAAAGACGAAAAUAGCCAUGAUGCGCAAAGUCUCCUUCCUGAACAAAAAAGAAAACACAGGUGCAGUUGAUGAGGAAGAUGAUUCUGGUUACCUGGAUGUGACUGUUUCUGAUGUGAAGCACCCACCACCUCAGCUUAGUCCCAUGCCAGAGGGCCUCAAUAGCCAACAGAUUGUACGACGUCAUAUUCUGGGUUCCAUUGUUCAGAGUGAAAUAAGCUACUUGGACUCCCUCAAAAGAAUCCUACAAGACUACCAGAAGCCUUUGCUGGAUGCUGAGCCUCGUAUCCUAAGCCCCAAGAAAAUCCAGCCCAUUUUCUACCGGCUCAAAGAAAUUCUGCAGUGUCAUGCCAUGUUCAGGAUCGCCCUGGCCUCCCGCGUGGCCGAGUGGGACUGCACUGAGACCAUCGGGGACCUCUUUGUAGCCUCAUUUUCAAAGUCGAUGGUCCUAGACGUGUACAGUGAUUAUGUCAACAACUUCACAAAUGCGAUGGCAUUAAUCAAGAAAGCCUGUAUGUCUAAGCCAGCAUUCUUGGACUUUCUCAAGAAGAAGCAGGCUGCCAGCACAGACAGGAUCACCCUUUAUGGUCUUAUGGUGAAACCAAUCCAGCGUUUCCCUCAGUUUAUACUUCUCCUGCAGGACAUGCUGAAGAACACACCGGCAGAGCACCGUGACAGGCUGCCGCUGCAGCUGGCCCUGACUGAGCUGGAGAUGCUGGCGGAGAAGCUGAAUGAGCAGAAGCGAUUAGCUGAGCAGCUCUCUGAGAUCCAGCAGCUAGCACGGAGCAACAGUGACCGUGCCCUCAGCAAGCAACUGAAUUCGGAACAGAAACAGUUAAUUCUUUGUGAAACGCUGAUCGAGACUGUGUAUGGGGAGAAGGGGCAAGUUCUCAAGUCCAAAGAACGCAAAGUCUUCCUCCUCAAUGAUAUGCUUGUCUGUGCAAACAUCAAUCUCAAGGGCCCUCCAGAUAUUGGCAGCCUGGUGCCGGUAGGUCCGAAGUACAUGGUGAAGUGGAGUGCCCCACUGCACCAGGUGCAGGUGGUAGAAGUGGGGCAGGAGAACCCCCCAAACAAUGACACUUUUUACCAAACGAGCAGCUCCAGACGCCACACGUUCUCCAACACUCAAGGGAAGCUCUUUUUGGGGCCGCCCAGACUGUAUCAGGAGCUGCAGGAGCUACAGCAUGACCUGUCAGUGGUGGAGGAGGUCACGCUUCUGGUGGGAACUCUUCAGGGAGCCUAUCAGAAUCUUAACACCACUGUGGCGCAGGACUGGUGCCUGGCUCUGCACAGGCUCAUCCGCAUCAAAGAGGACGAGAUCCAGUGUGCCAACAAAUGCCGCCUCCGGCUCAUGGUGCCUGGGAAGCCUGACAAGUCUGGGCGUCCAGUCAGUUUCACAGUCCUUUUCAAUACACCCAGCCCCAUCAGUAAAAUUUCUUGGGUCAAUCGUUUGCAUCUAGCUAAAAUUGCUCAAAGGGAAGAGAACUUGCCUGGCUGGGUUUGUGCAGAAGAUGAUGAGAAGACUAAGCCUCCAUUCUGGUGCCCGCUACUAGCCUGCCGUGUGCCUGUGUUCUCUCCGAAAGCACAAGAUCAGAAGCUACAGACAGCCCUUCACAAUCCAGUCCAGUGUGCUUUACUGGGGUUCUCGGCAGCCAGUACCUCUCUACCUCAGGGCUACUUCUGGGUGGCAAGUGGUGGAAAUGACAGUCAUGGGCAGAUGGAGAUCUUUUCCCUGAACAGACCCAUGCCACGCUCCGUGAAGAGCUUCCCUCUGGGCUCCCCUGUUCUGAGCCUCGAGUAUGUGACGGAAUUGAGUGCUGAAGAGGAAGAGGAGCAGCCCAAGGAAUGUCCUGCCAGAAUUGGAAGCACCAUCUGUGUGGGGUUACAAAAUGGCAACAUCCUAGUUUAUGGCAGCGUGGACACUGCCGCUCAGUGCCUCCUGACAUUCCGUAAUCCUGAUGGUUGUCCUGUCCUGUGCCUAAAACACUCUGCAAAUUCCCUCUUUGCUGGACUGACUAAUGGCAAAGUUGUGGUUUAUAGCAGAAAGAAUGGAGAAGCAUUGUGGGACCCAGACUCCAGCAGAUUAGUAGUGGUUGGAAAUGCACCUGUGCUCAAACUCCUCAAGACAGAUGACUGUGUGUGGGCCAGUUGUGCAAACCAGGUCACUGUCAUCAAGGUCUAUGAUUUCAGCACACAGAGCUUUGAAGCUCACCCGGACCCGUUGGUGAGUGUGACACACAUGGUGCUUGCAGGGGGAGGGGUGUGGAUGGCGUAUUCCGAGGGCUCCUCACUUCGCCUCUUCCACACAGAGACUCUGGAGCACUUGCAGGAGAUCAACAUCUUGACACGCUCUGCCUACUUGAGUUCAGGUCAAAAGACUGUGUGCGUCACCAGUCUGCUCAUCUGCCAAGGUCUGCUGUGGGUUGGUACUGCCCAGGGCAUUAUUGUGACGCUUCCAGUUCCCAAAUUGGAGGGCAUCCCUAAAAUAACAGGCAAAGCUAUGACCUCCCUCAACGCUCACAAUGGCCCUGUGGACUUCCUGGUGGCCACCACAAGCACGCUUUCCCCAGAUUUGCUUAAGCGGGAUUCUCUGGUGGAUGCAAUGAACUCAGGCAAUGGAGCGGAGGACAGAGAAAGGUGCCACUCAUCCCAGGAGUCCCUGCAGCAACAGCAGGCUGAUGGCUCUCCUCAGCAGGAGGCCAAACCCAGAGGGGUGCUGCUGCAGUACCGGCUGCGCUCCAUCUCCCAGCUGCCAGGAAAACUCCUGACGGCCCAACCUGAGGAGGCCUCCAGCUCCUCCCAGGAUUCUCUGGAGCACUCAGUGGAGGAUGGCUCCAUCUAUGAGCUGAGUGAUGAUCCUGAGGUUUUGGUCAGGGGCCCUGGGCCAGCUGCCAAGGAGGGAACGCACAGAGAGAGGGUUAUUUCAGCUGCCGUUAUAUCAGGUGGACGGGGGUUCCGCAGGCUAACCGUGGCUGGCUCCUCCACCUCUAGCUCCUCUGGGGCCAAUGAGAGUAUGCUUAUGGUCUGGCAACUCCCACUCACUGUCUAAAACAUUGAUGAGUACUAAAAGAUGCUGACUGUUCUCUGCAAGAUGGAGCACUGAAGAUACACUGGAGGACAGAUCGACUGCAUGCCUGCAUUUGUAUGGCUUAAGCUGUUAUCCAAAAUUCUUUUAAUCAGUGUUGCCUGCCUUUGCUUCCUACUAGUUCUGUUUUUUCCAUAUUUCUUCUCCAACUGUGUGCUGUGAAGUCAAUCCUCUCUUAGGAACUUCUACUCUGGGACAAAGCAGGGUCAUAAUUGGCUCUUGGUAGGUGAUGUCUUACAGAAAAGGAUCUGGGGCUCCUGGGGCCUAAAGGUUCACUCUAACUGUGGGAGAUUGUGACUUUGAGGGAUGGUUGUUGCACUGUCAGGAUUCAAAAUCACAAUUUCCCUAUGAUGCUUAAUUGUCCCUGCUCUUAGCAUGCAUAGGAUGUCCUUGGUUUCCUCUUCCUCUAUUGUAAUGCAAUGCCAGCCAAUUGUGGCCUCCUGCUAGGUCACGUAUACAAACCAGGCAGUAAUCGAUCUCCUGCAAAUGCAUUCAGCUGUCUUCUGAUGCGCAAGUGGCAGCUUUAUGUGUCUUGGAGAAAGCAUACUCAAACCAGUAUCUAUUGAACUUAUCUAAUAGUGGGUGGGAAUUAGCAUUGACUAAAUUAAGAGAGAACUGGGUAGAUAUAACAACACCCCCCCCCCCAAACAAACAAACAAACAAAGAAGUCUCUACAAAGAAGAGAAUCUCGUUGUGUUUUGACAUGUUCUACAUUACACAUAGUGCAGUAUUUUGUCUCCAAGUUCAUGUAAUAGUGCAGGAUCAACAUAAUACACAGUUUAAUAUAUAUUAAAAUAAACCUUAUAAUUUCAAAACAUCAAAUAUGAUUGAAUAUGAUUAUGUGCCCACACUGCAUGAAGUUGUUCUUUUGGAUAGGAUGCAGAAUAUGGUCAUUGUGAACAUAUAAAGGGUUGUGAUCUGUCUAGUCUCUCACUUAAUGGAAAAGGGGUAUUUUAAUGUAAAAACAAUAUGGUGUAUAUAGUAGCAGUGCAAAGCAAAAGAAUGUCAAAAUGUUAGUCAUUCUAUUUUGAUUGUGUUUUUAUUUUACAUUAGUCCAGAAUGUGAAAAGGCUAUUCAUGAGUAAGGACAAAGGGUUUUGGUGUAGUUUAGGCUCUUGUUUUUGAUGGUACUUAUUUUACACUGUGUCACUUUGUUAAAGAAAGCAAACAGAACAAAUAAAUCAUGUUUACUAUAAUGCA
Molecule: messenger RNA, 5559 nt
Organism: Electrophorus electricus (electric eel)
Lineage: Eukaryota; Metazoa; Chordata; Actinopteri; Gymnotiformes; Gymnotidae
Source: RefSeq, a predicted model, not a curated record